This is a messenger RNA of Caenorhabditis briggsae, 309 nucleotides long. The record is from RefSeq and is a predicted model, not a curated record. The coding region runs from base 1 to 309 and encodes 102 amino acids. Gene Ontology annotation, cellular component: BBSome. The transcript has 3 exons. NCBI's taxonomy places the organism in Eukaryota, Metazoa, Nematoda, Chromadorea, Rhabditida, Rhabditidae. Gene Ontology annotation, biological process: cilium assembly; receptor localization to non-motile cilium.
AUGUCAAACCAAGGAAUCACUUUGGAGGAAAAGUUGUGGGUCGACGAGUGCUACUUGUUUCAGGACGAAGGUCUCGCUCCAAUCUUCUGCAAGCCAAAACUCAUCCCACUCAAAACAAUCACCACCCAGAAGCUUGAGCAAAUGCAAAAGGAGCAAAUGGAGAAGCUGCAGGUUCCGGAAGCGAAACCAGAAAGAACGGGCACAUCAGAAACCAUCGAAUCCGGUUCGGAGAAAGAGGAUAAUGAUCAACAAGGACCUUCAACUUCAGAGCCGAAGAAAGAGGCGGAUGUCUGGACAGCAGAUGACUAA